Messenger RNA from Rotaria sp. Silwood1, 426 nucleotides. The record is from the annotation of a GenBank genome assembly. Lineage: Eukaryota; Metazoa; Rotifera; Eurotatoria; Philodinida; Philodinidae.
AUGGGUCAUUUAUUCGCUAGGAUGGCAACACGAUGGUUAGAACAACAAACGGCAUCGAUUAUGACACAAAAUGGAUUAAAACCAAUUUAUACUAAACGAAAGCGUAUUGAUAAUGAUAAUAUAUCGAAUAAAAGAAAAAUUGUUAUUAAUUCAACAACAAUGAAUGAUAGUGAUAAUGAUGAUGAUAAUGAACGUGUAUCUCUUUCACCAAGAGUUUCUCCGAUAAUACUAAAAGUUACAAAAUCUUCUAAUUUGAUCAAUCAUUCUUCAUCAUCUAUGACACUAUUUAAAUGUCAACUAUGUCGUCGAUGUCUCAGAAAUAAAGAUAUCUAUAUGGAUCAUAUGACCAUGUGUGCUGUUCAACGUCAAGCAUCGAUUAAAAUUAUACGUGCAGAGAAAAAUAAAGAUGAAAUUUCUAUUCUAUGA